CGCUAACUGAUGAAACACGACUUCCAGGACAAGCGCUCCAUAGUUCUGGGUGUCCAGGUCCUCCACCUGGUGGAUUUUGACAUUCAGGAAAAGCGCUCCGUAGUUCUCGCUGUCCAGGUUCUUGACCUGGUGACUUUUCACCAAGCGCUGCGUAGUUUCUGCGCUCCAGGUCCACUACCUGAUGAAACUCGACUUCCAGGACAAGCGCUCCGUACUUCUGGUUGUCCAGGUACACUACCUGGUGACUUUCCACCUUCAAAACUAAUUUUCCGUAUAUUUGGCUGUUCAGGUCCUCCACCUGGUGGAUCUCGACUUCCAGGACAAGCGAUCCGUAGCUUCUGCGCUCCAGGUCCGCUACCUGGUGAAACACGACUUCCAGGACAAGCGCUCCGUAGUUCUGGCUAUCCAGGUCCUUAACCUGAUGACUUUUGACCUUCCGGACUAAUUUUAAGGUUUACAAGUUUGAUUAUUGAAAACGUCAUGUUUUGUGCUAUCAAACCAAUAUGCAUGCUUCCGAUAAUAUUUUGAAUCGGAAAGAAACCGAACGACCAGGAUCAACAAAUUGCAAUUGGUGAGUGGUUGGCAUUGUAUACAUAGGAAUACAUGACAAUAACGUCGUUCGAUUAGAGCUAAAA
Molecule: messenger RNA, 635 nt
Organism: Neodiprion fabricii
Lineage: Eukaryota; Metazoa; Arthropoda; Insecta; Hymenoptera; Diprionidae
Exons: 2
Coding region: 10-417 (135 amino acids)
Source: RefSeq, a predicted model, not a curated record